GAUAUGUUUUUCAUUUGACAUUGAAAGGCCGCAAAAUUUUUACUAUACGGUUUGGCAGUCAUAAACGACGUUGCCAGAACAAAAUCGAGUGUCAUAAGUGGCAAACGCGCCGAUUCAGUGUUCAAAAUCAAUUCCAGGCAGAUCCAAAAGGUUUCAUUGUGACGAAAAAUUGAUAAAAUGGCAGCAUUACCUCCAUUGACGAAAGAGCCAGCAUAUCAAAAAUUGCAAGAAUGGUUCAAUGCAAACGGCAACAAUUUAAAUAUUAAGGCAAUGUUUGACAGCGAUCCAGCUCGCUUUGAAAAAUUCAGCUUGAAGGUUUCAACACCAGCUGAUGGCGAUAUUUUGCUUGAUUAUUCAAAGAAUCGCAUCAAUUCCGAAGUGUUGGGCCUUCUUUUUGAUUUGGUCAAAGCACGAAAAAUUACAGAGGCUCGUGCCGCUGAAUUUUCCGGUCAACAUAUUAACAUCACCGAAGAUCGUGCCGUUUUGCAUACCGCAUUAAGAAAUCGUUCAAGCAAUCCAAUUUUGGUGGGUGGCAAAGAUGUUAUGCCUGACGUUCGUGCUGUACUUCAACACAUGAAAGAAUUUACUGACGAGAUUUUGUCUGGCAAAUGGAAAGGUUAUACGGGCAAAAAAAUCACCGAUGUUGUUAACAUUGGUAUUGGUGGCUCGGAUUUGGGUCCACUUAUGGUGACCGAAGCAUUGAAACCAUAUUCAAAGGGAUUGGUAUUGCACUUUGUGUCGAACAUUGAUGGAACCCAUAUGGCUGAAACAUUGCGCAAAGUCAAUCCAGAGACCACACUCUUUAUCAUCGCAUCAAAGACAUUCACAACUCAGGAAACAAUUACAAAUGCCACAUCGGCCAAAACUUGGCUUUUGGAACAUGCUAAAGAUGCAAGCGCUGUUGCCAAGCACUUUGUUGCAUUGUCGACAAACAAAGAAAAGGUCGAAGCAUUUGGCAUCGAUUCGAAAAAUAUGUUCGGUUUCUGGGAUUGGGUUGGUGGACGUUAUUCAUUGUGGUCGGCUAUCGGCCUAUCGAUCUCAUUAGCCAUUGGUUUUGAUAAUUUUGAAAAACUCUUGGAAGGUGCCUAUUUCAUGGAUCAACACUUUGUGAACGCACCACUUGAACAAAAUGCACCAGUUAUUUUGGCUUUGCUUGGCAUUUGGUACUCGAAUUUCUAUGGUGCUGAAACGCAUGCACUUUUGCCAUACGAUCAAUAUUUGCAUCGUUUUGCCGCCUAUUUCCAACAAGGCGACAUGGAAAGCAAUGGCAAAGGUGUUACCAAGGCUGGCCAACGUGUCGACUACAAUACUGGUCCAAUUGUUUGGGGCGAACCAGGCACGAAUGGACAACAUGCAUUCUAUCAAUUGAUUCAUCAAGGAACCCGUUUGAUUCCAUGCGACUUCAUUGCACCGGCCGUAACACAAAAUCCAAUUGCUGGUGGUGCUCAUCACAAAAUUCUGUUGGCAAAUUUCUUGGCACAAACUGAAGCCCUGAUGGCCGGCAAAAGUGAAGCUCAAGCCAAAGCCGAAUUGGAACAAUCCGGUUUGAGUAUGGAAAAAUUGGCCGCAUUGUUACCACACAAAGUGUUCACUGGAAAUCGUCCAACAAAUUCAAUUGUUGUUAAGAAAUUGACGCCAUUCAUUUUGGGAUCUUUGAUUGCAUUGUAUGAGCACAAAAUCUUCGUUCAAGGUAUUGUUUGGGACAUAAACUCAUUCGAUCAAUGGGGUGUUGAGCUCGGCAAACAAUUGGCCAAAGCCAUCGAACCAGAAUUGGCUACCGCUGACAAGGUCACAUCACACGAUUCCUCAACAAAUGGUUUGAUCAACUUUUUCAAAGCUAAUUGGUAAACAAUUACCAAAUGCCAUAAGGAAAGAACAUAGAAUUAAUGAGACAACGUGAAGCAAUCACACCAUUAUUUUAAAAAAGAAACGUAAUUAACACAAACAAAAAAAAAAUUUAAACUACAGAAAAUUUGUAUUGUUAGUGUUGAAUUGUUGUACCGAUGGAAUAUAAAAAAAAUACUUGACAAGGACAUUUCUUCUCAUCACUCAUUUACUACUCACAGUAUCACUUAUUAUCAAUUAAAUUUGUAUAACAAGAAAAAAAAACACGAAAAACCAACAAACCUUUUUAUGAAGAACAAAACCUUAGAGAGAAAAUUAUAAUCAUUUGAAUAUUGUUCAGUUCAAGAAAGGAAAAAAAUAAUAAUAAUCCAAAGCUUGUAACUAUCAUGUCAAAGGUAGUUGUAGUAUGACAACGCACUGUAUGUUUAUUUUGAUCAAUUUUGAAGGAUUUAUGUAUUUGUCUUUGUGUUGACGAAAAGGAUAAUAAAGUUUAUGUUCUAAAUAUGUAGCCGAAUGAAAGAAAA
Molecule: messenger RNA, 2369 nt
Organism: Contarinia nasturtii (swede midge)
Lineage: Eukaryota; Metazoa; Arthropoda; Insecta; Diptera; Cecidomyiidae
Gene: Pgi
Product: glucose-6-phosphate isomerase
Exons: 6
Coding region: 178-1848 (556 amino acids)
Biological process (GO): gluconeogenesis; glucose 6-phosphate metabolic process; glycolytic process
Cellular component (GO): cytosol
Molecular function (GO): monosaccharide binding; glucose-6-phosphate isomerase activity; carbohydrate derivative binding
Source: RefSeq, a predicted model, not a curated record